AUGGUAAUUAACGGUCAUAACGCGGUAAUUAACGGUGACAACGGUAUUAACGGUCACAACGGUAUUAACAGUCACAACGGUAUUAACUGUCACAACGGUAUUAACAGUUACAACGGUCACAACGGUAUUAACAGUUACAACGGUCACAACGGUAAUAACGGCCACAACGGUAUUAACAGUAACAACGGUCACAACGGUAUUAACAGUAACAACGGUCACAACGGUAAUAACGGUCACAGCGGUAUUAUCAGUUACAACGGUCACAACGGUAAUAACGGUCACAACGGUAAUAACGGUCACAACGGUAAUAACAGUUACAACGGUCACAACGGUAAUAACGGUCACAACGGUAAUAACAGUUACAACGGUAAUAACGGUCACAACGGUGACAACGGGACCUUAAAACAGACAAAAACUGCACCAACAGGGACCUUAAAACAGUCAAAAACAGCACCAACAGGGACCUUAAAACAGUCAAAAACUGCACCAACAGAGACCUUAAAACAGUCAAAAACAGCACCAACAGGGACCUUAAAACAAGCAAAAACUUCACCAACAGGGACCCUAAAACAGUCAAAAACUGCACCAACAGGGACCUUAAAACAGUCAAAAACUGCACCAACAGAGACCUUAAAAACAGUCAAAAACAGCACCAACAGGGACCUUAAAACAGACAAAAACUGCACCAACAGGGACCUUAAAACAAGCAAAAACUUCACCAACAGGGACCCUAAAACAGUCAAAAACUGCACCAACAAAGACCUUAAAACAGAGAAAAACUACACCAAUAAGGACGUGAAACAGGCACAAGCAACUCCAACAAUAAAGCCUUCACAUAAACGGAACGAAAAAAGAAAGAAAUAA
This is a messenger RNA of Procambarus clarkii (red swamp crayfish), 864 nucleotides long. The record is from RefSeq and is a predicted model, not a curated record. NCBI's taxonomy places the organism in Eukaryota, Metazoa, Arthropoda, Malacostraca, Decapoda, Cambaridae.